This is a messenger RNA of Phascolarctos cinereus (koala), 1586 nucleotides long. RefSeq names its product peroxisomal trans-2-enoyl-CoA reductase (gene PECR). Gene Ontology annotation, biological process: phytol metabolic process. Gene Ontology annotation, molecular function: trans-2-enoyl-CoA reductase (NADPH) activity. The record is from RefSeq and is a predicted model, not a curated record. NCBI's taxonomy places the organism in Eukaryota, Metazoa, Chordata, Mammalia, Diprotodontia, Phascolarctidae. Gene Ontology annotation, cellular component: peroxisome.
CAGGUGCGGAUAAAAAGCUCGCCUGGGAAGGCAGGAAGACUGCCGGGCUAGCGUGUGCCAUUUUCUCUACCUGUCUUCCUGCAGGCCUGAGAUCAUUCUGCUCUGUGGGUCAGAGACAAAGCAGAUCAUGGAGACAGUGGCGAGGAUCAAGAGCUGCCUGGCUGCAGGGCUGCUACGGGACCAAGUGGCUAUAGUCACCGGCGGCGGUACAGGCAUUGGCAAGGCUAUAGCCGCCGAGCUGCUGCACCUAGAAUGUAAUGUAGUUAUUGCCGCCCGUCAGUUUGAUAGAUUAAAAUCUGCAGCGGAAGAGUUGAAUGCUGCCCGCCAGCCUUCUAACCCGGCCAAUGUUACUCCCAUCCAGUGCAAUAUUCGAAAAGAAGAAGAGGUUAACAGUUUGGUUAAAACUACAUUAGCUAUCCAUGGUAAGAUCAAUUUCCUGGUGAACAAUGGAGGAGGCCAAUUCUUAUCUCCUGCUGAACUCAUCACUUCAAAGGGAUGGAAUGCUGUGGUUGAAACCAACCUGACUGGCACCUUCUACCUUUGCCAAGCAGUUUUCAAGUCCUGGAUGAAGGAACACGGAGGGUCUAUUGUGAAUAUCAUUGUCAUGUUAAGUCAAGGAUUUCCUAAAGCUGUGCACAGUGGAGCAGCAAGAGCUGGUGUUGAAAAUAUGAGCAAAACCUUAGCAAUGGAAUGGGCCCACUAUGGAAUAAGAAUCAAUUGUAUCAGUCCUGGAGUAAUUUAUAGCCCAACUGCCUUUAGCAACUAUGAAAAUUCUGAAGAGUUUGACUUAAAACGUCUCUAUCAACAUUGCCCAGCUAAGAGAUUAGGUGUUCCUGAGGAGAUCUCUUCCGUCGCAUGUUUCUUGUUAUCUCCUGCAGCAUCAUUUAUUACAGGACACACUGUGGUUGUGGAUGGUGGUAAAACUUUGUACUCCCAACAGUUAGACAUACCAGACCAUGACAACUGGCCUGAUGGACCAGGGGACCUUUCUGCAGUCAAAAGAAUUAAAGCUUCCUUUAAGAAGGAAUCCAAACUUUAAACUGAGGAAAGUAAGAAAAUGAAGUCUUUUUUACUUUCAACCAAAGAAUGAAUUUUAUCAUUUUCUGGGGAUUUAUACUUUUUAUGGAAAAUUACUUGCUGCUUUUAAAAAUUAUAAAUUAUAUCUUGGCACAAAGUAUGAUUCCAAUGACUUUAAAAACAUGCCUUGACCCAUAUGUUUUUUAAUGUUUUUAAAAUGUUGAUGCAGAUGACUAACAAAUGGAAAAAAACCUAAACAUUAAGUGAUCACCUCUCCUGCCUUGAUCCUUACCUGUUAAAAUGAGGAACAUAGGGAAAGAUUAAAAAUGCACUUGUUUAUGGUAAAUUACCCCUUUAAGCAGUUGAAUGAAGCAAAAACAGUUAAGAAUGAUUGAUGGUGGUGUUCUCUUGUCCCUCUUAGAUUUAUUGUAUAGCCCCAAAAUGAGAGAGCAAGUCUGAAUAGUGAUGGGAUUGUGGAUUUUACAAGCACAUUUAUACAGCUCAGUUAUUUCGGGGUGGCAAUGUCUACUUUCUUUGUAUCAGUAAACUUAGAUUAUUUAAAAAAACUA